This is a messenger RNA of Oreochromis aureus, 4837 nucleotides long. RefSeq lists its product as uncharacterized. The transcript has 6 exons. Gene Ontology annotation, molecular function: ATP binding; ABC-type protein transporter activity. Gene Ontology annotation, biological process: protein targeting. NCBI's taxonomy places the organism in Eukaryota, Metazoa, Chordata, Actinopteri, Cichliformes, Cichlidae. The record is from RefSeq and is a predicted model, not a curated record. The coding region runs from base 22 to 3612 and encodes 1196 amino acids.
AACGCCUUAAAAGCCAUCAGAAUGACUCAGGGAAGAGAGUACAUGAUUGAGAAAGCACCUGAAGCUGACGCAGGUGGUUUCAGUGAUGCUGACAGUCAUCAGUAUGAUGCCAUAAUUCCUGUGGACUUUGAGGCCAGUGGGGUGUUGGAGAAAAACAAGCGAUGGGGUGGCGGCCUACAACAGUUUCUGGAGAUGAAGCACCAGCUGGCCAUUUCACAGCUGUCCAAUGUAACAAAUUACAUGUCAAAUGUCCAUUUCUUUAAAAGGUACCUCAAUGGAAAAGGCAUUUUUGGUGUUUCUGGGACAUUAGGGGGGCAAGCUGAGAAAGUAUUUCUAGAACGGCAUUACAAAACAGCAAGCUAUGUCAUUCCAGCUCACCGCCAUAAAAAGCUUGUUGAGUUGCCAGCAGUUCAGGUGAGUGGAGGCAACACGCAGUGGAUCCAGGUGAUCUGUGAAACUGCACAGAGAGCUGCAGACAGAGGCCAAGUUGUUCUUAUCAUUUGUGAAGAUGUUAAAACUGCAGAUGAGCUGAAGACAAACAUGCAUGUUCCAGAAAGGCAAGCCAAUGAGAUCACCAUGUACACAAUCAGCGAGAAGCACAACAUCGAGAAACAGAACUUUAGCCGGGGAAACAUUAUCAUUGCUACAAACCUCGGUGGCCGUGGGACAGACAUACACGUUCAGCAGGACGUAAACGAGUGUGGAGGUCUGUUUGUGCUCCUCACAUACUUUCCUAGAAGUCACCGUGUGGAGCGACAGGUCUUUGGACGCACCGCCCGAAAAGGAAACCCAGGGAUGGUUCAGAUGGUUCUCAACCAGGGCCAUCUUGCAUCAGCCUACCAAGGCCAUUCAAUCGAAACCAUGAGACAGCUCAGAGAGGAGUAUGAGCUCAGUUUUUUGGACAGCAUGGAGAAAAAUGAACUCUGUGAAAUUGACAUGAAGGAAACUCUGUUCUCCAGUUUUUGUCAGUUUCUCUGUAACUUUGACAAGAAUUACACGGUGGAAGAAAGGAGUGACCUGUCCAAGAUGAAGCUGAAGGAUGUUCCUGAAUAUUUUAAGAUCCAUCAAAACAAGUUCGACUAUCAGACUGCACUGAAUGCUUUGAAAGAAUCGUGGGCUUUGUGGCUCAUUCUUCAUGAAGAGCACAUCAGCAGACAUCACGAUAUCAGCAAGCUGAGAGAAGACCUCACCAAAGACUUGAAGAAGACUGGUGACUUCCUCCUGCAGGGGACGAGCUAUAAUUUCUAUGAUUACAUCAAACAGGCAGCAAGCAGAACUGACCUGCACUGCAUGAACAAAACUAAAUGUGACUUUGGAGCAAAGACUUACUGGCAGAGAGCUGCAGAGUGUGAUCAUUUCUACAGUGCUGUGGCACUUUAUAAUCAAGCUUACAUCACACUCAACCUCAGAAAAGGAGACUACAUAGCUGAGGCAAAGGAAUUAUUGGAGGAAGCACAGUCUGCAGUGGAUGUCUAUCUCUCAGAAUCAACAAAUACGAUGAUGUUUUGUAAUUUUUCAGUGACGAGUGGCUUUGUUCCACACCACACAAACAGCAACCUCCAGAUCCAAAUGCAAGCCAGGAUGACUAUCUUCAAAUCUUGGAAAAGAUACAUUGAAAGUGCCCUGACAACUCUGACACAGCUCAAUGGCAGCAAAGGUGAUGCAGAAGUAGAGGAUUCCAGUGUGUACUAUCUUUCCAAAGAUAAAGAUUUAAUCACCACCAAUGAGCUGAUGAUGCUCUAUGAGAAUGGCCUUAGCACAGUCUUUGAGAUUAAAAAGAAGCCCGAGUUCUGCUAUGAUGCCCUUGCUUGUUUUGUUCUCGGUGCCCUUCAAGUUGCAGCAGGUGUUCUUGUUUGUGCUCUGUCAUGUGGUGGUGCCAGUCAGUUUGGACUUGGACUGAUCUGUGAGGGAGUAUCUGACAUGAUUCAAGGGAUCAAAGGAAUGAUAAAAGGAGGCUUUGACUGGGCUGAAUGGGCAAUCUCCAAGGCCAUCAGCAUUGGGUUGUCUCUGAUCUCUGGUGGAUUUAGCCGACUAAAGAAAGCUGCAAGUGCAGUGCGUAGUGGCACAAAAGGUCUGAUCACAGGAGCAAAGACUAGUUCCUACACAGUAAAACAGUGUUUUCUGAAGGCAGGAAAGCAUGCAGUUCAGGAACUGGGGAAGCAAGGAUGCCUCAGUGCUCUGAGUUAUACUGCUGAGAAGGCAAUUAAUGCUUUUUUCCAAAAAGUUCUGAGGAGAGUCUUUGAGGAAAAGGUUCUUUCACUCAUAAAAGCCAACCAUGACCUGGAUGAAGUUCUCACAAGCUUCAUUUGCUCAGGAAUACCAAAGAAUAUCCUGGAGAAUGGGUCCAGUGAAUUCAGAAUUCACAAAGAGUGUGAGAAAGAAAUGCUUCAGUCAGUGGAUCUGAUAACAAGAGAAGUGAUUCCUGACCUGAUGAUGAAUUGUACCGUGGUUCUUAAGGCUCUUGAUGGACUUUCAGUGGUCUGUGGUGCUGUAACACAACACAUAAAGAGCAAAAAAGGGUCCGAUCCAAUAGAAAAUAUUGUAAUGGGUUUGGAAGCAGCUAAAUAUGCCACAACCUUUGUACAAAUAUGGAAUUCGAUACCAACAGAGAAAGUCAUUAACAACACCUUUGUUCCUAAGCUCUUGCAAAGCAUGGAAAAACUACCUCAAGAAAGGAAUGACCAGGAUGAAAGACACAGUUUAUCAGAUGUGAAACACUUUAAAGAUGAACUCAUCAACAUGAUUGCAGAAAGUGUUUCAAACUCUUAUGUUGAGGCCUGUUCCAGGCAUAUGACCUCCAUCAUGAGCAAAAUUUGCAUAAGUAAAAUAAACCAUGCUAUUAGUGGUGCUGUUAGCAACAUACUUGGCAGGGCUGACACCCAAAGUUUCUUUAACAACCCGGAGCAUAAGUACAACAUGAAAAAGGUCAUCCAGUGUCCACGUGAGUCCCUGUCAGAGUCUGACAAGAAAGACUUGGAGUGCUACAUAGAGGACAUUUCUGAUGUUAACCGCCCUGCUACAGCUUUGGACAUCCAUGUCCUCACCCAGAGUGAUGCUCUGGAAGGCAAAGGAAUCAAACUGGUUAUGGUGGACAAAGAUGGAAAGAAGCUUUCAGAAGACUAUUUUCCUGGGAAGGAGGACUCAGCAGGCGAUAUAGUCCUCCAACUGAAGAAGGAGCCAGAAAAUCCAACAGAGAGGAGGGGGUUCUUCUCAAAGAUAACUAAAUGGAUUCGUGGUGAACAGAGCCCGUGCAGUGGUCAUUUUGAAAUCCUGAGACCAGAUGGAACCGUGAUCCCAGUAAAUUCAGAAGAUCAGAACUGCCUCUUCCACGCUGUUGCUCAGGCCACCUGUAAAAAUCCAGGUGAUGUAGGAAAAGAGGCACGGGUGCUUCGGGAGCAGGUCAGAAACAAUCUUCAGCAAAACCUACCCAAAUACGUAGGAGCUCUGAAACUGCAGAAAGGCUAUGAAACCUGUAACUCUCCUGGAAGAUAUUACAUAUGUGGAGGAGAUCGAAAGGCACGAAGAAAAGCCGUAGACGAUUUCAACGCCAUCUUGGGCGACACGAGCAAGAAAGGUUUGAGUCCAGAGGAAUUACGAGAUAUCCAAGAAUGACGUCUGGGUUUGGUUGGAACGCACACUGAUGUGUACAAAAUCCGUGUGGAAACCUCAAACCAAAGAGAAUGUGGUGAAAACAGGCUGGCGGUGGAAGCAGACCAUGUGCCACCUAAAUGUGUCUUUCAGAAUGCCCUUAAAACGUUGCAGGACCCUGAGAACGUAAAGUUAAGAGAGAACCUGAAAAACAAAAGUCCCCACCUUCAUGCACUGUUGGAUAAAAAUGGAGACCGCGGUCUGUGCAGAGAGGUUCUGAAAUCGCACCAUGAGGCAGGCCUGACCUGGUGCAACAGAAAAGAGUCUCGUAUAAUCAGCGAGAAGCUUGAGGAGAUUCUUAUUUCUGGAGACGGGGAAAAACUGGUGAAGAUGUCACUGCUGGCAGCCAAUCCGGUUACAUCCAAUUCUCUUAGAGAGGAUGCAGGAAUCCUCAUGCUGAACAGCUCAAAUAUGUCCAGAGACGCAACGAAGCGCUACCACGAUGUUGGAGACAAGCUGCUGGUGGAAGGUUACUACAAGAAAGGAGUCCUGAACGAGGAGGAGAGGCACAGCAUCAUGGACUGGCUGAAGGGUGGAAACCUGUACUCAAAGAACACGUCAGAGUACAAAGAGAUGUGCAGUGAGCUGAGAGCCAAGAUACAGAAACACAACAACAACAGUGGAAAAUAACAACAGUGUGUGUGUGUUUAACUGAACGUAUCAGACAUCCAAACUGAGAAAGCUCAGUUUUAUUUGAUGUUUUUAUCAUUUAUAUAUUUCGUUAUCCUCUCUGACCGUUUCAUCAUCAUCCUCUUUUCCUCUUUUCCCAGAAAACAAAGAAGGAAAAGAGUUUCUCUGAAAGAUUUUAAUCCGAGGAUAAAAAGCAGCUCAAAGACAGUGAUUUGUAAUCACAGGAGCUGUUGUGUGUUCUCUGUGUAACACCUGUCACAGGUACCUGUGAGUGGGCCCUGGGCCUCUGCUUAUAGCACAACAUAUGAAUCAUGAUAUGACUUGUGUAAUUAAACCACAACACAAGAGGUUCAUUUAAACGCAGCAGGCUCACCUCAUUGAUUCCAGAUCAGAAAACAAAGUGUGUGUGUGUGUGUGUGUGUGUGUGUGUGUGUGUGUGUGUGUGUGUGUGUGUGUGUGAGAGGUUACACUGGUGUUUGGGGUCAGAGGUCACACUGGUGAUCACCUUGCUAAGUUAACCUGGUUUUUUGCUCCCACCAUAAAAAAAUGAAGGAAUAAA